Molecule: messenger RNA, 3483 nt
Organism: Coturnix japonica (Japanese quail)
Lineage: Eukaryota; Metazoa; Chordata; Aves; Galliformes; Phasianidae
Gene: COX10
Product: cytochrome c oxidase assembly factor heme A:farnesyltransferase COX10
Biological process (GO): heme A biosynthetic process
Cellular component (GO): mitochondrion; mitochondrial membrane
Molecular function (GO): protoheme IX farnesyltransferase activity
Source: RefSeq, a predicted model, not a curated record
UAGAGGUCAGAGCGGGUAACAUGGCGGCGCCCAGGCGGUGAGGGGAGAAGGCAGCGGGAGCAGCGCUGCGGCCAUGAACGCUGCCCGCUGCUGCUGCCCGCCCCAGGCGCUGGCAGGGAUAUUUGUCUGGCGGUUGAAGAAAACGGGGAUACGGCAAAUCCCGGGUUACUUUGUGCACCUGUGUCGAGCACCCAAUGACAGACUGAUCACAUUUCAGUACUUUAACUUCCUCAAACGAAUGUAUGUAACACAGUACAACAAAGACCUCAGCCAGCGGGCGAAACCAAAGUCAGAUUCAGUUGUAUCUCCAUUCCGUGAGAGUCAGUUGGAUCAAGAAAGGAAGGUUAUACACAAGAUUACACCAGUGUCACCUGUUCAUCAACCUUUGUCUGAGCUGAGAGAAGUUAAGUCAGCUACAGAAAUUGGAGAGCCAGGCACGCCACCAACAGCAGAAUCCAAAGAAGAGAGACAAUGGAGAGAAAUGAAGCUCCGGCUGGAUGAUUUGCCAGGAAUUCUGGCACGUUUGUCCAAAAUUAAGCUUACAGCUCUGGUGGUAAGCACGGCGUCUGCUGGCUUCGCCAUGGCCCCUGUCCCAUUUGACCUGCCUUGUUUCCUGCUCGCCUCUCUGGGAACCGGCCUGGCUUCCUGUGCUGCCAACUCCAUCAAUCAGUUCUUUGAGGUUCCGUUUGACUCGAAUAUGAACAGGACAAAAAACAGACCCCUGGUGCGAGGACAGAUCAGCCCCCUGCUUGCCGUGUGCUUUGCAGCAUCUUGUGGCGUUCCUGGCAUCGCCCUGCUGACCAUGGGGGUCAACCCCCUCACCGGAGCCCUCGGAGCAUUCAACAUCUUCCUGUACACCUGCUGUUACACACCCAUGAAGAGAAUGAGCAUCGCCAACACUUGGGUGGGAGCCGUUGUCGGAGCCAUUCCCCCUGUCAUGGGCUGGACUGCAGCGACUGCAAGUCUUGAUGCUGCUCCUGCUGGAUCCACUGGAGCAGUGGGCCGAGGUCUCCCGGAUCUCCUCGGAAAGAAGUCCGCCCAGACCUCGGCUGGGAAGCCGUGCUCGGCAGCCACGAGCUGCGGCUGUGCAGAGCCCUGCUCGUCCUCCUGCUCGUCCUCGCAGUGCUGUGCAGGCUGCGGGAUGGGGCACUCGAGGUAAUCGUCCUCCGAGCGCACCGAGAACCGGAUGGUCUCGAUGCUCUGCUUGCACACAGCACAGGUGGGCUGCUGCUUUGCCCACCGCAGCGCACAGCCCAAGCACAGCUGGUGCAGGCAGGGCAUCACGUAGGCCGCCUCGUCCCGGCUCUGCCCGCAGAUGGGGCAGGUCCAUUCCGAGGGCAGCUCCAUGGCCCCGGGCUGUGCGGUGGGCUGGGGAGAGCCGAAGUGGGAAAGCUGCUCCCUUGGCUGGCGCUGCAGCGGGCAGGAGCUGUCAGCAACUGCAAAAGAGAAGAGGCUGCGGUCACUCACUGUGCCCGGGGCGGCAGCCGCAGCAGCAGCAGCGAUGCCCCGGUCCCUCAGCACAAAGCCCCGUGUCCCCACACCGCUCACCUCCGCUGCUGCGAGCGCACCCCGCGGGGCCCCGGCUGCCUGAGCCAGGCAGGGCCGGGGGAACGUUGGCGAUGCUGUGGGCUGAGCACCAGGAACUGCUGCCGGCAGCCUCACAGCACGACUCAAACAAAAGCUCGUAGGCGGCUCCAAGUCUGGCUACUGCGCUCAACCAGAGUCCAGGCACGAGUGAUGCCGGGCUCUGCUGCGCCCCAGCUUCUGCAGGGGGGGUCGGUGAGGUCACAGCCAUCUCCCGCUGCUGUCACAGUUCCUUGGUCGGUGACCUGGCAGCAAAGGGCUGUGUGUAUUUGGGCACCAGGCUGGGCCUACAUUGCUCUCCAUCCUUCAUUGACUGUCCUUUGUGCAGCUGAUAGAUUUGGGAAAAUAAAGGUUGCACACACACUAUCUCCAUAUCAAUCUUUCCUCUGCUGUUUGUUUAGCAUCAUAGAAGGAUAGGAAGGCUUGGGUUGGAAGGGACCCCAGUUGUCACCAAUCUCCAACGGCCCUGCUGCAGGCAGGGCAAUCAACCUCGACAUGUAAUACUGGACCAGGCUGCCCAGUUCCCAGUGCAAGCUGGCCUUCUCCAAGCACGGGGCAUCCACAGCAUUUCUGGGCAGCUGUUCCAGCACCUCACCACUCUCUCUGUGAAGAACUUCGCCCUGAUAUCCAACCUAAAUACAGCCCUCUUCAGCUUAAAACUGUAUCCCCUUGUCCUGACACCAUCUACCCUUGUGAAGAGUUGACUCCCCUCCUGCCUGUGGUCUGUCUUCAGGUACUGAUAGGCCGCAACGAGGUCACCGCUCAGCCUUGCCUUCUCCGGGCUGAGCAAGCCCAGCUCCCUCAGCCUGUCUUUGCUGGGGAGGUGCUGCAGCCAUCUGAUGAUCUCUGUGGCCUGCUCUGGACCCUCUCCAACAGCUCCCUGUCUUUCUUGUACUGGGGGUCCCAGGCCUGGUCACAGUACUCCAGACGGGGCCUCACAAGGACAGAGCAGAGAAGGACAAUCACCUCCCUGUGCCUGCUGGCCAUUCCUCUCCUGAUGGAGCCCACGAUAAUGUUUGCUUUCUGUGCUGAAAGGCACACAGCUGGCUCAUGUUAAGUUCUUCAUCCACCAGGGCCCCCAGGCCCUUCUCUGCAGGGCUGCUCUCAAGGCCUGCUCCUUCCCCUCUGUAUGUUUACCUGGGAUUCCUCCAGCCCUAGUGCCAACCCUGGCACUUUACUGUGUUGAAUCUCAUUAGAUUCUCCCAGGCCCACCUUUCAAGUCUGUUGAGGGCCCUCAGAAUGGCAUGUCUUCCUUCCACAACUUUAUACCUCCUGGUACCUGGAUACUUUUUGACGUGUUCUGGUUCACAAGCAGCACCAACUGGGGGCAAUGCCUACACCCGGGUUCCUUUCUACAGCCCCUGCACACCGCACAGCAGGCUGCUUGCUCACGCUUUCCUGUGUAGUGUAUGUCACAAGCUGGCUUUAGCAAGGGUCUGGAUGGGGGGAUUUCCACAGGGCCCUUCCUGCCCCUACGCUUCUGUGGUUGUGUGCCUGGAGAUUCUUCCUUAUCAGUUGUUCUGGAAGCAAGAGAUGCUGGUUGGCAUUUAGAGUCUGGCAUCAGUAAAUCUCCAAAGGGUUCCCAUUAAUCCCAUUCACCCACCUCAGUGUGACCUGCAAAUGCGAGCAUCCUCUCCUUGGUACUAGUAGUGAAAGUUAUGGUUCUGUGUCUUCUCCCAGCAUCAGGAGAUACUGGAGAAACCGAGGUGUGGAGGGGCAUCAAACCCAAUUUCAUCGUGAAUAACGCGGAGACCUUUUAUAGUUUUUUGCAAUUUAUUAAUUAUCCAUAAACAGAUGGAGGUUGUUGUUGUUCUCCCAACCCCAGAGCCGUGCUCAUCCCCGCAGUGGGUGUCGGCCUAGCGCGGCCUCUUGGGGGAUGGGGACGAAUCCGGGGGGCAG